GAGGAGCGGCUGUAUAGAAAUAGGUUACCCUGCCCAAUUCUACAUGGGUGCUGGGAAUAUCACUAAGAUCCUCAUGCUUGCGCUCAAAUAUUUUACUCACUGAGCCGUUUCCGCAAACCCACUUCUUACAUAGAGGUUGCAUCUCAGCGAGGGGUGCUUUCAAUGGACGGAAAGGAGUGGGUGCCGCCAAACAGGAGGUAGACAUUGGCUGGGCAAGCUCAAAUAGUACUUGUAGCAGUGAAAUCUUCAAGGAGCUAUGUAUCCUAGUACUUAGACUGAGGCACAGGUGUUGACGUUUUGGGUUCAUCUUGUGCUACAUAGCCAGCACCAGGCUAGCCAGGGCUACAUAGCAAGACCUUAUCUCAUGAAACGUGAGGAAAGCAGGAGGGUUGGAGGGUGGGCCAGUGGGGAGAGCGCUUGCUGUAGAGGCAGGAGUACCUGAGUUUGCAUCUCAUGCCCACAGUGAAGGGACUGUAGCCAACCCAUGCCUGGUAAACCUGGCUCUGGGAGGCCUUGCCUCUUGACAUUCCCUCUGCCUUGCUAAAAACUGUUAGAUUACAUUCUGAAGCUAGCCCCUGAGGUUUAUUUCCUUAUCUGGCCACUUCCACCUCCUGAGGCUAAUAACCAAGAUAACAGUUAUCACAGUAUUGAAGUCCAGCAAUCAGAAGCCCCCUGUAGCUCAUCUAAUUAACAUAACCAAUCAAAUUAAACGCCUCAUCCUAACAUGGCUUCCUCCUUUACCUUUAUAAACCUCCAUUUUCCUAGGGACCAACUCUGUCCCUUUCUGUCUAGAGAAAGUCCUCUGUUCUCCAAGGUAAAUCAUCCCUUUCCCCUCUCCCUGUUCCAUUCCUCUUCUACUUCGGCCUCCAUCUUCUGUGUUUGUAUCUCUUUAUUCCAUGCCCUCUGUCCCUCUGGAGCAAAUAAAUCUCCUUUGUGCUGAUUUGUUCUCAGGGUAUCUUGAGCUGACUCCAAGGUUCUCUACACACGAAAAAGCAGGGCACUGUGGCACGUUCUGGCAACCUUGGUGGGUCCCAGAAUGACUAGCCAGUCCAUGGAAAUGCUGACCCUUAGAUUUCAGGGAGAGGCCUUUUCUCAAAAAAAAAAAAAAAAAAAAAAAAAAAGGUGGGGGGGUCAGAUAGUUUAGCAGAAUUUGAUAAUCAGAAUCCACACAGAGAAUUGAUGCCAUGAAUGCUAGAAGACAUCCGACACCAACCACUAAACACAUCUGGAUCCUUCCACCGUCUCUGUCCCGACACAGGGAAGAGGGCCAGCCUUGCAUCUGCCUGUUGGAAUUUAAUGGCAGGUUCUGGAAGAUCUAGUUUGAGUCAUGGGGUCAGACAAUGAUAAUCCCCUGUGCCUCCCGCUGAUUGUGUCUGCCCACAUUAUGUGUAUGUCUUGUUCCUGAGAGCUAGGCAGAGGCCUCCUGUCUUCUGGCCUGUAACUUGUGAGGGUGGCCUGGCAGAGUUGGGAAUUGUGCCACUGUGAGAUGGCACAUGGAAGGGGGAGGCAGGGGAGUUGAUCCUUGCUUUUACAUGUGUAGCAUCCCUUGAGCGAUGCCUCAGAAGGACUCUCCAAGGCUACCCUAGGUGACAGGAACCGGAUGUGGGUAUUACUCUCUUUGCUUUAAAAUGUCACCACUGGAUAUCAGUGAAAUUUCCCGAGUUCAUUUUCUUUAAGAUUUUAAUUUAUGUAGUGUGUGUGGCAGGGGAUGUUGUGUAUUGAGUACUCAAGGAAGCCAGAAGAGGAUAUUGGAUCCUCCAGCUGGAGUUACAAGUGGUUUUGAGCCACCCAGUGUGGGUGCUAGGAAUUGAACUUCUACAAGAACUGCUGAGCAAUCUCUCUCCGCUAAGGAUACCAUUUCUGUCAGAUUAUGUAAAUUGGGAUUUUUUCCCCCCUCUCCAGUACUGGAGACACUCUAGCAAACAGUACAGAGCUACAGCCCUAGGCUAAGGAGGGCAACAAAAUUUCUUUUUGAAACAUAGUUUCAUGUAACCCCGGCUGGCCUUGAGUGCCCUGUGUAGCUGAGAAUAACUUUGAACUCUGAUUCUCCCUCCUGAGACCCCCCAAGUGCUGAGAUUGCUGGCGAGUAUCAAUAUGCCUAGGUAUAUGGUGCUAGAGACUGGAUUCAGAGAAUUAUGCCAGAAAAGCGCCCAGCCAAUUGAGCUAUCUCGACAGCCGGAGACUUGUUUUUUUAUUUAUUUAACUUUUUCCUUAGGACGAGAGAGUGUUUGGUGAGCAUACAGGACCAAUAGCCAUAGAAAGGAUCUUGUUCUCUGGUCAUCUCCUACAUGUACCUGGUUCAGGAUGAAUUUGGGACCUCUGUCUUAUACUUUCUGUAUAGGAAGACUUAAUGCCGGCUCCCUUUUCUACAGAACCUCCUACUGUAUGAGGUUCUUCUCUGUCCUCCAUACCCACCCCUUGAACACACACACACACACACACACACACACACACACACACACACACACACACACGAUGCUGACAGGGGUAGGCUGCCCAGAGACCUUCACUGUUUUGUUUCCCUCUGCCCUAAGCAAGUAGCUGACCGUGUCCUGGGAGAGUGAUGUCUUAGCUUGAAUUCUACGCCCCCGUGAGACUUGAAUCUGGCCUUUGUGAUAAUGAUACCUUAGAAAAGGAAGCCAGAGACAGACAGAGUAGGCUGGCAGCCCUGUGCCAGGCUCCAGUCAUAGAUGUCACCCUGAGAGUUUUCCUGUGUAGGGAUUCUCAUGCUUCCAGACAUUCCAGAAUACUCUUCCUUCUCUGGGCCCAGAUUUCUUAUGUCUACUUCAGAUUCUAGGCUCUAAUCGCUAUCUGAACGUUCAGGUGUCCUGGCACAUGCCUCCAGGGCUCAGUAGCCUUCAGCCUGGCCACUCCCUAACCCCUGAGGCCCUUAACUAGAACACAGCCACGUUCCAGCUUGCUUUCCCCCAGCCGGCUUUUCCGGUUAGAGAUUGGAGGUGGUGCCCAGAGCACCCCUGUAGGGGGGCACACCCCGGAAGUCUUGAGCCUAAGGAUACUCUGGUGGCAGGGUGGAGGUGAGAGCCCAGCUAGAGUAAAGAAGUACCAGAAUGAAUGUCACAGGCUUCCUCCUUCAGAGGCAGGCAGCCAGAGGAGGAGACCGGAGGACAGCUGUCCUGUGUUUUUACCCUCACGGGUUCUGAGAAGGCAGGCAGUGAGAGAUAAAACAGCGCUUUGGAGACGGGGAAACACUGUGAGAUUGGGAAAGAGACAGGAUGAUCCCAGUGGCGGAGUUCAAGCAGUUCACGGAGCAGCAGCCUGCGUUCAAGGUGCUCAAACCCUGGUGGGAUGUUUUGGCUGAGUACCUCACUGUGGCUAUGCUCAUGAUUGGGGUGUUCGGGUGCACCCUCCAGGUGACACAGGACAAGAUCAUCUGCCUGCCCAGCCAUGAAUCUCGUGAGAACUCAUCAGAGGCUCCUUGCCAGCAGCUGUUGCCUCAAGGGAUCUCUGAGCAGAUUGGAGGCCUACGAGAGCUCAGCGGCCUCAAGAAUAACCUAGACCUCCAGCAAUACAGCUUUAUUAACCAGCUCUGCUAUGAGACUGCCCUCCACUGGUACGCCAAGUACUUCCCCUACCUGGUGGUCAUUCAUACUCUUAUCUUUAUGGUCUGUACCAGCUUUUGGUUCAAAUUCCCUGGUACCAGCUCCAAAAUAGAACACUUCAUCUCUAUCCUGGGCAAGUGUUUCGACUCUCCGUGGACCACUCGGGCCUUGUCUGAGGUGUCUGGAGAAAAUCACAAGGGCCCAGCUGCUGGACGGGCCACGGUGACCACAGUAACCACGGUGGGGACAGGGACAGGGAAGGUGGGCGAGGGUGAGAAGGAGAAAGUGCUGAUAGAGCCUGAGAAGGUGGUGACUGAACCCCCAGCUGUAACCCUGCUGGAUAAGAAGGAGGGCGAACAAGCUAAGGCCCUAUUUGAGAAGGUCAAAAAGUUCCGAGUGCACGUGGAAGAGGGUGACAUCCUCUACUCCAUGUACAUCCGGCAGACGGUGCUCAAAGUGUGUAAGUUUUUUGCCAUCCUGGUUUACAACCUGGUCUAUGUGGAGAAGAUCAGCUUUCUGGUGGCCUGUAGGGUGGAGACAUCAGAGAUCACAGGCUACGCCAGUUUCUGCUGCAACCACACCAAGGCCCACCUCUUUUCUAAGCUGGCCUUCUGCUACAUCUCCUUCGUGUGUGUCUAUGGCAUCACCUGCCUGUACACGCUCUACUGGCUCUUCCACAGGCCCCUUAAAGAGUACUCCUUCCGUUCUGUGCGGGAGGAGACAGGGAUGAAUGAUAUCCCGGAUGUUAGGAAUGACUUCGCCUUCAUGCUCCACCUCAUUGACCAGUAUGACUCCCUCUAUUCUAAACGGUUUGCAGUCUUCCUCUCUGAAGUCAGUGAAAGCCGCCUUAAGCAGCUCAACCUCAACCACGAGUGGACACCUGAUAAGCUGAGGCAGAAGCUGCAGCGUAACGCACGCGGUCGGCUGGAGCUGAGCCUCUGUAUGCUCCCUGGGCUUCCGGACACUGUCUUUGAGCUCAGUGAGGUAGAGGCGCUCAGACUGGAGGCCAUCUGCGACAUCUCCUUUCCACCAGGGCUAUCCCAGCUCGUGAACCUUCAGGAGCUCAGCCUGCUUCACUCACCAGCCAGGCUGCCCUUCUCUUCACAGAUCUUCCUGCGAGACCGGCUGAAAGUGAUCUGUGUCAAGUUUGAGGAGCUCCGCGAGGUACCCCUCUGGGUGUUUGGGCUCCGAGGCUUGGAAGAACUACACCUGGAAGGACUCUUCCCCCCAGAAAUGGCUCGGGGUGCCACCCUCGAGAGCCUCCGGGAGCUUAAACAGCUCAAGGUACUGUCUCUUCGUAGCAAUGCAGGGAAGGUGCCAGCCAGCGUGACCGAUGUAGCCGGGCACCUUCAGCGACUCAGCCUGCACAAUGAUGGCGCUCGUCUGCUCGCCUUAAACAGCCUCAAGAAGCUGGCGGUGUUACGGGAGCUGGAGCUGGUGGCCUGUGGGCUGGAACGUAUCCCCCAUGCAAUCUUCAGCCUGGGGGCUCUGCAGGAACUCGACCUUAAGGACAACCACCUCCGGUCUAUUGAGGAGAUCCUCAGCUUCCAGCACUGUCGGAAGCUGGUCAUUCUCAGGCUGUGGCACAACCAGAUAGCCUAUGUGCCUGAGCAUGUGAGGAAGCUCCGAAGCCUGGAGCAGCUCUACCUCAGUCACAACAAGCUUGAGACUCUGCCUGCCCAGCUUGGCCAGUGCUUUGGCCUCCGCCUGCUGGAUGUGUCCCACAACGGGCUUCGUUCCCUGCCACCUGAGUUGGGUCUUCUCCAGAGUCUCCAGCAUCUAGCCCUCUCCUACAACGCACUUGAGAGCCUGCCUGAUGAACUGUUCUUCUGCCAUAAGCUGCGGACAUUACUCUUGGGCUACAACCACCUGACUCAGUUUUCGCCCCACGUGGCUGCCCUUCAGGCCCUCAGCCGUCUGGAGCUCAAGGGUAACAGGUUGGAGGCACUGCCAGAAGAACUCGGUGACUGCAAGGGGCUGAAAAAGUCAGGGCUCCUGGUGGAGGACACCCUUUAUGAGGGGCUGCCUGCAGAGGUUCGGGAGAAAAUGGAAGAGGAAUGAAGCCUCUUGGGGAACGGGGCAGGAUGACAGAGAGGCCUUUAUGUUUCUGCCCCAACGUUGUAUUACAAGGGAGCUGGGUCCAGCAGGAGUGGGAGGCAGGCCAGACAUGUCGGUUUUGUGCAGCUCAGACGAGAUCCUGGGACUGGUUUGUCUGGGGGAGAAACAGGAGGUGGUGGAUUUGGGGUGUAACGCCUUAGGGAAGGAUUAACUCAGUCCUAGGUUCUUCAACCAAAACCACACCUGUGUCUUUGGCUGGUUGGCUCUUCCUCUAAACAUUCCAGCUUAGUUAGUUUCCUAUACAAGAGUGGGGGACACAUCCCAAUGGGAUUUCCAACCCUUCCAGCAACGAUCAACAUAUAUUUAAGGAGAGGACACAGGGUCCACUUCCGAAGUUCUGUAUCCCAACUUUAAUGCCAAGUCCUUAUGUUAUAAGCUCUUUGUCACAGGGAUGGGUACUUAGAACAAUGGUUCUCACAUGUGGCUAUGUAAUUAAAUCAGCAGAAGGGCCCGGAAGAAAAUAAAACCUUUACACGAUUCCCACCCCA
Rattus norvegicus (Norway rat) is the source of this 6166-nucleotide messenger RNA. Lineage: Eukaryota; Metazoa; Chordata; Mammalia; Rodentia; Muridae. The record is from RefSeq and is a predicted model, not a curated record.